Camelina sativa (false flax) is the source of this 1534-nucleotide messenger RNA. RefSeq names its product U-box domain-containing protein 33-like. The record is from RefSeq and is a predicted model, not a curated record. NCBI's taxonomy places the organism in Eukaryota, Viridiplantae, Streptophyta, Magnoliopsida, Brassicales, Brassicaceae.
CCUCGAGUUUUGAUUAGGUCGUUGACAAUCACUAAAAGGGCUUUAAAAGUAAAACCACACCAGAAAUAAUACAUAGUAUACAAGUUUCCAGAUCGAAUAUUCGAAAGAACAGAGUAACACCAGAAAGGGAUGACACAUGCCCCUUCAUCGGAUCUUCUCUGUUUCUUGAUUCCCAUAUUUAUAUAUUACUAUUAAACAUUUGCCCGAGAAGAAGACAAGACCAUAGCUUCUGCCUUCUUGUCUGAAACGAACCAGCCAUUCUCAAGAUUUUUUCUUAUUAACUUUUUCCCGAGAAAACACUAUGGACUUUGAAGGAGCAAAAAAGCACAACAUGGAAGAAGAAGAAGAAGAAGAAGAAGAAGCAGUGAUGGAUGAGAGAAUAUACGUUGCACUAGGGAGAGAACCUGCCAAGAACAAGUCAAAUCUGUCCUGGGUAUUAGAUAACUGUCAAGGUUGCAAGAUCUGCAUCCUUCUUGUUCAUCGACCUGCUCAAAUGAUUCCUCUCUUGGGUACCAAAUUCGAUGCUGCAACCGUAGAUGAAGAAUUAGUGAGAGCAUACAGAGAAAAACAAAAGGCCAAAACAGACAAGAUUCUUGAUGAGUACCUUAGAAUAUGCCUCCGCAAAGGGGUUCAAGCGGAGAAGCUGUGUGUCGAGAUGAACUCGAUCGAAAAGGGAAUCCUGCAGACGAUUUCUGAGAACAAAGUGAGGAAGUUCAUCAUGGGAGCAGCUUCAGACAAUCAUUAUUCAACUAAAAUGGAGGAUUUGAGAUCGAGGAAAGCCAUCUUCGUCUGCAAACACGCGUCUGUGACUUGUCAUAUACGGUUUAUCUGCAAAGGAUAUCUCAUUCAUACAAGGGAAGCUAGAAUGGAUGAAGUCCGAGCUCUCUCAACCCUACUAUCUGACUUUCAACGGCUUGUCUCCCACCAUUCAGAUCAAGAAAGUGGAGUUUCAAAGAGGAACAGUGAAGAGGAGGAGGAGGAGGAGAGAGCAUCACGAACCAGCUCUUCUCGGUCUGCUAGUACAAUUUCAUACUUUGGAGGAUCUGAGGCUUCCUCAAGUGUAAGUGUACUGGAAGAGAAAUCAAACCAUUCAUCUCCACCCUCUUUACCGUGCACCGGGAUGGGACUGGGCAUGAUAACCUUCCUGAUUAACUCCACCAAACUCUGGCAAAGGCUUGCCAUCCAAAACCAUAAGCAUGGUCAAUGACCCCACCAUUACCUGAAAAGCCACAUAAAGAAGAAGAGGACAAGAACAUAAAGCUACAAAGAUCUUGAUCACAUCUGUAAAUACAAUGUAUCUCAUAUUUGUAAACCCCAAUUGUGUGAGGAGAAGCUGCUUUGAGAUUUCCUCUCCUUCUCAUCUUGUGAGCAAUGUGAGGCUUGUAAUUCUAUAGAUAAUGGAAUCUCAUCUUCACAUUAUUCUUGAUUUUUUUUUAAAAACAAAAAAAUGAGCCAACCAACUAAAUGCUUUCACCAGUUCUUUAAUUAAAAGUUGUGUACAAAGGGUUGAUCACUAAAAAGGAGUAAGAAAAAA